Molecule: messenger RNA, 1234 nt
Organism: Olea europaea var. sylvestris
Lineage: Eukaryota; Viridiplantae; Streptophyta; Magnoliopsida; Lamiales; Oleaceae
Product: probable carboxylesterase 15
Exons: 3
Coding region: 55-1032 (325 amino acids)
Molecular function (GO): hydrolase activity
Source: RefSeq, a predicted model, not a curated record
UAAUCAUCUUCUCCACCAGAAGAAACUCCUAUACACACACAGAAAAAGAGAGAAAUGGGUUCUCUGGCUCAUCUUGUGGAAGAUUGUCUAGGUAUAAUCCAAGUUUACAGCGAUGGCUCCAUUUUCCGGUCCGAGGUAACAAAUUUUCCCAUUAAAGUCCAAGACGACGGCUCUGCAAUAUGGAAAGAUUGUCUAUAUGAUGAGAAACACAAUCUUUUUCUCCGCCUCUACAAGCCGCGGUCUACUUCUAGUCCCACCGCAGCCGCCAAACUCCCAAUUCUUUACUUCUUCCACGGAGGCGGCUUCUGUCUUGGUUCACGCACAUGGCCCAACUGUCAUAAUAGCUGCCUCCGCCUCUCUUCAGCACUACCAGCGGUGGUUAUCUCAGCAGACUAUCGCCUGGCGCCGGAGCACCGCCUCCCGGCAGCCAUGGAUGAUGCAAUGAAUGCAGUUAAAUGGCUCCAAACUCAGGCUUUAUUGAACGGUGCUGAUCCAUGGUUAUCUGAUGAGGUUGAUUUUGACCGGGUUUUCUUAUUGGGAGACUCCUCAGGGGGAAACCUAGCUCACCAUUUGGCGGUUAAGCUAGGACCAGGGUCGCCGAAGUUGAGCCCGGUAAGGGUUAGGGGCUAUGUGCUAAUGGCACCAUUUUUUGGUGGUACUGAGAAAACCAAAUCGGAAGUAGAGGGUCCGCCGGAACCCUACCUUAACUUGGAGGUUCUUGACAGAUUUUGGAGGCUAUCAAUACCAGCUGGAGACACUGCGGACCAUCCCCUGGCAAACCCAUUUGGGCCUUAUAGCCCAAAACUUGAAUCAAUAAUGCUUGACCCAAUAUUGGUGUUGGUAGGAGAACGUGAAGUGAUGAAGGACAGAAUUGAGGACUAUGCAAAAAGACUUGAAGAAAUAGGAAAGAAAAUUAAAUAUGUUGAAUACCAAGGAAAACAACAUGGUUUCUUCACAAAUGACCCUUUCUCAGAACUGGCAAACAAAGUGUUGGAAGAAAUAAAACAUUUCAUGUCUGAAAACUCCAAGUAAAAAUGAUGCCAACAAUAUGUGGGGUAUCUAGACGUGCUCUAUGCGUAUGCUUGUGUUAGCUAGAAGCGUAUGUGGGGAAGAAAUUUAGAGAUAUUUGUCAAAGUAGAAUGCCUAUUAUUGUUAGAUGAAGUGUGUACAAGAAUUAUGACUUUAAACCUCAUUUAUAAAUUAUUAUGGAUAUAAGUGCAUUACGGUUCAACAA